Molecule: messenger RNA, 570 nt
Organism: Sphaeroforma arctica JP610
Lineage: Eukaryota; Ichthyosporea; Ichthyophonida
Exons: 2
Coding region: 1-570 (189 amino acids)
Source: RefSeq, a predicted model, not a curated record
AUGUUGCUGGCGGAUGAUCCGUGGAUAAUUCCACGUACUGCAUAUGUCUAUGACCGGGAUAGUCAGUCGUCGGUUAAACCUCCUUCUUUCGUCACGCUGGCGCGUCGUCUUGGACCCCAGAAGUUUAGAGUUUGUCCUGCGUUGUGGACGCAAUGUGAUGCGGCAGCAAAUGAUGUGUUGGCGCCAGACAAACCGAAGCACAAGGUUAGUCCACCCAAGUCUUCGAUAGUGGUCGUAGUGACAGAAGCGUUAGUGCGGGCAUUGGAUAACAAAGCCGAGGCCGCUGCUCAAGAAUACCAGCUUUUCUCCUUGGUCAAUACAUCCAGUGUGGCAUCAGCGGCAACAGGGGAUGGGGCGUUAGGUAUUCAGCAGGACUCGCGAGAGGUGACGUCUUCGAUUGCACAGGUAGGGAUAGCACGGGUAGGGAUACAGCCUGCUGUUGAUCCCUGGCCUGUUCUCGAAAGUGUGGUAAAAAGGGCCACAUGCAGGCGGUAUGCAAACAAGAAUGACAUGCGGCUGCAGUGCGGCGCAUUGGGGAUAGCAAGAGAGGUUAGAGAGAAGACUUGCUAA